Molecule: messenger RNA, 149 nt
Organism: Ambispora leptoticha
Lineage: Eukaryota; Fungi; Glomeromycota; Glomeromycetes; Archaeosporales; Ambisporaceae
Source: the annotation of a GenBank genome assembly
CGAAUCACAAAUUAAACUUUAUGGCUGCCGAACACCGAUUGACUAUUACCGAACUAGAACUCUCUUGUUCCCCCGAAUAUUCUUUGGACUUUUCACCUAUCCAAAUACCAACGGAUGAAGUUGUAAAUACUAAAAAUUCAAAACGAAAA